AAUCUACCAUUUACUUUAUCUAUGGUCGUGAUCUGUCAACGGAAACUGCCAUACCGACUACAAUUUCAACCAUCAAAAUACAGCAACUGCAUAUCUGUGAUAAAACUUUACUCUCGGCAGACUCUGUCAAAUUAACAUUAAUUCGAAAAUUAGUAACAACAAAUUAACAGUUAAUUACAAUUAAGACAAGAUGCCUGUACCCGGUGGAGUUUACCAGCAACAAGGCCCCUCCUGCUUGGACAAAAUGAAAAUGGGCUUCUUCCUAGGCUUCUGCGUGGGCAUGGCCAGCGGUGCCCUGUUUGGAGGCUUCUCAGCGCUCAGGGGUGGAAUGAGAGGGAAGGAACUUGUAAAUACCGUCGGGAAAGUGAUGCUUCAAGGUGGAGGAUCUUUCGGAACAUUUUUGGCAAUAGGAUCUGGUCUCAGGUGUUGAUUAUUUUGUAGAUCUACAUAGAUGCAUCAUCUAUCUUAAAUCUAGUUGUUAUUAUGACUGUAACCAUUUUACAAAUUAUAUAAGCUGUUUUUAUUAUUAUUAAAUAAAUUUGUAAUGUUGAUAAGCAUAUUUUUAUUAUAAAAAUUUAGGCUGUAUUCAAAAUGGUUUAUGUAAGACAUUCCAAGUAGUUAAAAAAUAUUAACUAGCAUAAUUUUACGUUAAAAUUUACAUCAACUUUAAACCAACUAUUAAUUUUUUCAUUAUCAGAAGUAUUCACAGUAUUAGAAAACCCCUUGUUAGCUGGUUGAAACACUAUAUUAGUUUUUAAUAAAGUAAAUCUUGGUUUAUUUAAUAUUUGUAAAUGAAUUCUUGAUCUUAGCCACCUAAUAAAGUAUUUUAAAAUUAAAAUUUUUCAUUACAUUUGUUAAUUUACUAAAUUAACACAUUUUUAAUAAUAAAUCUAUCUACAGAUCAAAUUAUCUAUGAGAAAUAAAUUAUUUAAUGACAAUUAGGAAUACUGUAAAAAAUAAUCAGUAAAUGUCAGUAAAAAGUCAUGCAAAUUUCAAGCAGAAACUCUUCAUAUAUACUCAUAAUAAAUGCCUAGAGCUAGGAGACCCAACCGAAAUCCAAACAAUGGCAAGACAACAUCAGGUAGAUUAAUAACACUUUUCAUAAUGGGUUUCGUGGUUGGUUUCAUCAGAGAGACUUUAUUGGAUGAACUAAAUCUUAGUGAUUUCAAAUUAACAACUGAAACUUAAAUUCGUCUCUUAGUUUGUAAUAUGCUUUUAAUACAAUAAAAUAAUCAUAACAUUUAAA
Molecule: messenger RNA, 1246 nt
Organism: Aethina tumida (small hive beetle)
Lineage: Eukaryota; Metazoa; Arthropoda; Insecta; Coleoptera; Nitidulidae
Product: reactive oxygen species modulator 1
Exons: 4
Coding region: 191-430 (79 amino acids)
Biological process (GO): protein import into mitochondrial matrix; protein insertion into mitochondrial inner membrane
Cellular component (GO): TIM23 mitochondrial import inner membrane translocase complex
Source: RefSeq, a predicted model, not a curated record